GCGAGAAGCGACGGAGCCGGUGAGAAACCAGAAGGCCCAGGAACCCAACCCCUGAGAUAAAAACCAGACCCAACUCGCCGGAGCCGAAGAAGAAGGCUUCCCCCGCGCGCACAAGCAACGGCGCUACACAUCGGAUUUGGGGGUGCAACUGCUUUGUCUGCUUCAACAGAUUUGUCAUGGAUAUAAUGGUAUGAUAAGUUGGGCAAAAGGGAAAGAACAAAAAAUGUUUCCUUCUUCAGUGAACACUAAUCUUGAUGUCCCCUCUGUCUCACUAUUUCUUAACCCUAUUCCUAGCUCUUAUCUAUGUUUGAAAUGUCUUUUCUCUUAUCCUGCAACUCACAACUACCUUAUAAAGCCUCUUACUUGUUCUGCUAAUUCAAAGAAAUCUGGUUCAAAAUCAGACUCCAGUCCUGGCCCACACCUGAAUUCCAAACCCAAACCCAAAACAAGUACUCAACACCAGAAAACUGAAGUGCCCCGAAGUGAAGAUCAAAAUUCUGGCAUGAUAGUCCCAACUACGAUUCCAAAAAAGCCCCGGCGUGGUCGUAGAAGUGAAGCUGCUGCGGUUGAAGAUUUCGUGCGCAAUUCGCUUGAACGCACAUUUGCUUCAAUCAGACAGCAGAAUUCUGAAAUAUUGGAGAACAAGGAAAAUAUUAUGAAGGACAGGGUUGAUGAUGAGAACGAUUCCAAUGGCAGUAGUGAGGAGGAGGAGGAGGAGGAGGAUGAAAGUGGUAACGGAAGAGAGAAGAAGAUGGUGGUUGAGGAGGAGAGUUCUAAUUGGCCACUGGAUGCCGAUGUGGGGUGGGGAAUUAGAGCUUCAGAGUACUUUGCGCAGUACCCCAUCAAGAAUGUUGUAGGGGAAGAUGGUGUUGAGAUUGACUGGGAGGGAGAGAUUGACGACAGCUGGGUAAAGGAGAUCAAUUGUCUGGAGUGGGAGAGCUUUGCCUUCCAUCCGAGCCCAUUAGUUGUUCUUGUCUUUGAAAGAUACAACAGGGCAUCUGAUAACUGGAAGGUUUUGAAGGAGCUAGAGAAGGCAGUCAAGGUUUACUGGAGUGCCAAAGAUCGAUUGCCACCUCGGGCUGUUAAGAUAGAUAUCAACAUUGAGAGGGAUUUGGCCUAUGCACUCAAGGUUAGAGAAUGCCCACAACUUUUGUUUCUGCGUGGCAACAAGAUCAUAUACAGGGAAAAAGAGAUUCGAACAGCAGAUGAAUUGGUUCACAUGAUUGCUCAUUUUUACUAUAAUGCAAAAAGGCCUUCAUGCAUCAAGGAUGAAGCUCUAUCUCCACCAUUUUAGUUCAAACCUGGGAAAGAUCAACCUGAAGUUCAGGAGCUCAAUAGCUGUUUCACGAUAUGGUAAAGCUACCUGCUGCUGCUGUUUGUUUGCUGCUUGUACCAUGAUGAAUGACUAAGUGAAGGCUUGUUGGUUUGCAGCGAGGAAAUCUGUCCUGUGGCCAAAUUGUUGUAAUUUGGUGAAAAUCUAAAUAAAAUUCUACAUGGUUGAGCUCAUGUGAAAUUUUAGGGUACCCCACCCACCUCUUCAAAGUGCACCACACCCUCCUUUGGUUUACACCACAUUCUUUCGUGUGACACUGCACCCUCUUUUGUUGUAUUAUGUCUCUCGUUUUUACACCGUAUUCCUUGGGUACCGAUACCCAAGGAUAAUGUAGAAGGCCCCUUGAGUUCAUACUCUCCCCUAGGCUUGUCAGUGGUUCAGGCAUAGACCAGAUACAAUUCAGAUCCGAUAGA
This is a messenger RNA of Diospyros lotus (date-plum), 1746 nucleotides long. Its product is annotated as thioredoxin-like fold domain-containing protein MRL7, chloroplastic. Bases 191 to 1294 code for a protein of 367 amino acids. Gene Ontology annotation, biological process: regulation of DNA-templated transcription; chloroplast organization. NCBI's taxonomy places the organism in Eukaryota, Viridiplantae, Streptophyta, Magnoliopsida, Ericales, Ebenaceae. The record is from RefSeq and is a predicted model, not a curated record. The transcript is spliced from 6 exons. Gene Ontology annotation, cellular component: chloroplast stroma.